Salvelinus fontinalis (brook trout) is the source of this 3499-nucleotide messenger RNA. Its product is annotated as PRKR-interacting protein 1 homolog. Gene Ontology annotation, molecular function: protein kinase inhibitor activity; protein kinase binding; double-stranded RNA binding. Gene Ontology annotation, cellular component: nucleolus. The record is from RefSeq and is a predicted model, not a curated record. Gene Ontology annotation, biological process: negative regulation of protein kinase activity. Lineage: Eukaryota; Metazoa; Chordata; Actinopteri; Salmoniformes; Salmonidae. The coding region runs from base 44 to 601 and encodes 185 amino acids. The transcript has 6 exons.
CUUACAAAUCAAUGUAGAAGAAGACAAACAUCAUAUUCGAAAGAUGCAGGUGAUCAAGGAAAAAGAUGGGAGACCAGGGAAACCGCCAGGAAAGGAAUCGCAACCUUUAAUUAUAGCCAAAACUCCAGCAGAGGAGCAACGCCUGAAGUUGGAGAGAUUGAUGAGAAACCCUGAUAAACCUGCUCCUAUCCCAGACCGACCGAAAGAAUGGAACCCCCGGGCUCCUCCGGAGUUUGUGCGGGAUGUGAUGGGCUCCAGUGCAGGAGCUGGCAGUGGAGAAUUCCAUGUGUACAGACACCUUCGCAGACGAGAGUAUCAGAGACAGGACUUCCUGGACAAGAUGACUGAGAAGCAAAAGAUGGAUUUGGACUAUGUUGACAAGGUGUCAGAUAACCAACAGGCAGCUGAUGAAAGAACAGCCAAACGCAGGAAGAAAAGGGAAAAGCUGAAGCAGAAGAAGCUUAUGGCAAAAAAAGCCAAGCAGGAUGCCAACAAAGGUGAAGAUUCUGAGAAGUCCUCCUCCAGCAGUGAAGAGGACGACCAGGAGAGGGAGGCUGAGGAUGAUGCAGAGGCGCCCAGUUUCGUCAUGGGGAAGAGAUGAGUGCAUGGCUCCGGGUCAUGAGACAUGCUCCAAGACGAAAUUGAACGGUGGGACAACAUCUAAUACCAGUUCAGAAGUCAACACAGCCUAGCUUUGAUCAAUGUCAUGGAUUCGAGACAUUAUCUGAGAGCGAACCAAGGGAGAUAAGCCUCUGUUAGGUAACUGCUAUUCUUCCCAACUUGUGGUUGUAGUUAGAUUCUUUGAAUUGAGGUUGACAAAGCUGGGUUGUAUUCAUUAGGCACCAAAUGGUCUGUAACGGGGAGGGACUACCUGAACUUGAAAUAAGACGUCCUCAUUUUUGUUUUUCGUUGCAUAAACCUUUUGCUACAGUGUCCCCUGAUGAAUAUGAUUAUCAAGGUGUUAAUUUCAUGCAUGUCUCUACUUUGAAACAGUUUCUUGUUGUGUGGUAGCGUCAUUUCUCAAUUUUUUAUUUUAUACUAUGCUUGUGUAUAUAUUUUUCAUGAAGAUCUGGGAAGAAUUGGGCCUAUAUUUGCUGUAUUUUACCCCUAUAGAAUCUUCUGGAAUGUAUUACUAAAUGAUAACCCAACUUCACUAGAUAUACAAUUACUUUAGGUAGCACUUUCAAGCUAUUUCCACAAUGCUGAGCAGGACGUAAUACUCAUUCAUAGGGGUCACUCCACUCAUUCCACCCUCCAUGUGAAAUUAAUUUGGGGAAGGAUAAUAUAAUUGGUCUAGUAUUUGUAACAAGAGUAGUCUAGUACUAGUAUUUGUAGUCUUUAAUGGAAUGAGUUUUGAACUAGUUUGCUGGUAUGGCAUACCUUCUGACCUUGACUUGCAAAUCGGCUAUUGGCGGUUCCAUUGUACAACAAGAUUGGUGUAAUGCUUUAUUUUCCUUUCUCAAAUAUGUGUAUUGUUGGUUGCUAAGGACUAUCAACCACAGUUACUCAGUUUUCAUACCUGCCAGACCGGUUCGGUGGCUAUUGUCAAGGGUUCUCCAGUGACCUAUCACUACAGUUUUACAUAGAUGAGGAAUCAGGUUUUGUCCUAUUUUGAAAAACACAUCCUAAACCGUUUAAUCUCUGUAUCAAGUCCUACAGUAAGUGUUUGUUUGACCUGCAUAGGAUAAGUUACUUUUUUCCCCUACUGAACUUAUGUGAAGGUUGUGAGCAUACUUUUGUAUAUAUAGUGUAUGUGGACACCCCCUUCAAAUGAGUGGAUUUGGCUAUUUCAGCCACACCUGUGCCUGACAGGUGUAUAAAAUCAAGCACACAGCCAUGCAAUUUCUAUAGACAAACAUUGGCAGUAGAAUGGCUUUAUUGAAGAGGUUAGUGACUUUCAACGUGGCACAGUCAUAUGGUGCCAUCUUUCUAACAAGUCAGUUUGUUAAAUUACUGUCCUGCUAGAGCUGCCCCGGUCAACUGUAAGUGCUGUUAUUGUGAAGUGGAAACAUCUAGCCACAACGGCCCAGCCGCGAAGUGGUAGGCCACAUAAGCUCACAGAACGGGACCGCUGAAGCGUGUAGCGCGUAAAAAUCGUCUGUCCUCGGUUGCAACACUCCUUACCUCUGGAAGCAACGUCGGCACAAACACUGUUUGUCAGGAGCUUAAUGAAAUGGAUUUCCAUGGCCGAGCAGCCGCACACAAGCCUAAGGUACCAUGCGCAGUGCCAAGCGUUGACUGGAGUGGUGUCAAGCUUGCCGCCAUUGGACUCUAGAGCAGUGGAAACGCGUUCUCUGGAGUGAUGAACCACGCUUCACCAUCUGGCAGUCCGAUGGACGAAUCUGGGUUUGGCGGAUGCUAGGAGAACGCUACCUGCCCCAAUGCAUAGUGCCAACUGUAUAGUUUGGUGGAAGAGGUAUAAUGGUCUGGGGCUGAUUUUCAUUGUUUGGGCUAGGCUCCUUAGUCCUGUUGAAAAACAAAUUAUAGUCCCAUUAAGCACAAACCAGAUGGGAGGGUGUAUCGCUGCAGAAUGCUGUGGUAGCCAUGCUGGUUACGUGUGCCUUGAAUUCUAAAUAAAUCAGACACCAGCAAAGCAUCAUCACACCACCUCCUCCAUGCUUCACGGUGGGAACCACACGUGGAGAUAAUCCGUUCACCUACUCUGCGUCUCACAAAGACAUGACGGUUCGAACCAAAAAUCUAAAAUUUGGACUCAGACCAAAGGACAGAUUUCCACCGGUCUAAUGUCAAUUGCUUGUGUUUCUUGGCCCAAGCAAGUCUCUUCUUCUUAUUGGUGUCCUUAUUUUGUGGUUUCUUUGCGGCAAUUCAACCAUGAAGGCCUGAUUCACACAGUCUCCUCUGAACAGUUGAUGUUGAGAUGUGUCUGUGACAAACUCUGAAGCAUUUAUUUGGGCUGCAAUUUCUGAGGUUGGUAACUUUAAUGAACUUAUCCUCUGCAGCAGAGGUAACUCUGGGUCUUCCUUUUCUGUGGCAGUCCUCAUGAGAUCCAGUUUAAUCAGCGCUUGGUUUUUGCGACUGCACUUGAAGAAACUUUCAAAGUUUUUAAUGUUCCACAUUGACUGACCUUCAUGUCUUAAAGUAAUGAUGGACUGUCGUUUCUCUUUGCUUAUUUGAGCUGUUCUUGCCAUAAUAUGGCCUUAGUCAUUUACCGAAUAGGGCUAUCUUCUGUAUACUACCCCUACCAUGUCACAACACAACUGAUUGACUCAAACACAGUAAGGAGGAAGGAAAUUCUACAAAUUAACUUUUAACAAGGCACACCUGUUAAUUGAAAGGCAUUCCAGGUGGCUACCUCACGGAGCUGGUUGAGAGAAUGCCAAGAGUGUGCAAAGCUGCCAUAAAGGCAAAGGGUGGCUACUUUGAAGAAUCAAAAAUAUAUUGUGAUUUGUUUAACACUUUUUUGGUUACUACAUCAUUCCAUGUGUGUUAUGUCUUCACUGUUAUUCUACAAUGUAAAAAAUAAAAACCCUUGAAUGAG